UGUUAGGAAAAUGAAAUCCAGGGACAUUGAGAGAUCCAGGCCAAUCAUAGACUAGCACUAAAACCCAUCAAUUUUGACAGUGAUAGUUAACAUUUAUGAUUUAAUUUGGACUUAAUAUUUUGUAAUUUGUUCGUACAACUUCAAUUUGAUAAACAAAAAUUGUGUUCAUUAAUCAUUUCAGUAGUUUCAUAGUAAUAAGUUAAUUAAUAGAUAAGAAUGAAUACAAAUUCGUUGUGCCGGUGUUGUUUGGCUCGGCCCCCCGACAAAGAGCUAAAAUCAUCGUACACUUGCUUUGGAAAACACGAAAUAUAUGCCGAUAUGUUAAAAGAUUGCUUUGAAAUUCAUUUACCAAUAGACAUCUCAGGUGUUGAUGGCGGUAUAUGCGAGAUAUGCAUAACUCGUCUCCGAGACUCAUUUGACUUCAAGCAUCAAGUGUUAAGAUGUCAGAAGGAGUUUCAGUUGGCCAUUAAAGAUAUCAAGAAGGAAGAAAUGACAAAUGUGAAGGAGGAAGUGAUAGAUGAUGGCGACAGUUACUUUUUUGAUAUGACUACAGCCCUACCAGACAUAGACUCGGAAGAUAAAUUAGCGGAAAUAUUUGGCUUGAAGGAUAUCAAACGGAAGAGAAGACGUAAGAGACUUACAGAGGAUGAUGAUUGUGACGACCUGCCAUUGAAGAUAUUUAGCACGAAAAAUGCUGAUAUAUCAGAUAACGCGAAACAUUCAUACAACGUGAACAAAAUACUAAAAUACUCUAAUUGUACGCCAUUUUUUAAUAAGACGCUCAGUGGAAUCGUUUGCGCAUCGUGCAAGACGACUUGUACAAACAUAAACGAAUUACGCACACACGUGCAAGACAACCACGCGGACACACAACACACGGACAAACGACUCGACAAAAGUAAUAUAUCUAUAAAAAUUGACAUUUCCGAUUUACAUUGUAAACUGUGUUUGAAACGCGUGCAAAAUAUACCGACUUUAAAAAAGCAUUUGACAUCCGAACACAACGAGAAGUUCUUCCCCGAUAUAUAUGAUUAUAUAUUCGAGUUCAAACUAACCGACGGUGAUAUACUCAACUGCGCGUUGUGCAACUCGACAUUCGAAACGUUCAAAAUGCUGCUGCAACACAUGAACGGCCAUUACCGUAAUUACAUUUGUGACGAGUGUGAUAUGGGUUUCAUAAAUAGACACCGUCUCAAAAAUCACAAACGUACACACGAAAUAGGCGAUUUUAAGUGCACGUAUUGCGAUAAAGUGUUCACGACACUCGUGCGCAGGAAAUGCCACGAGAAAUACACACAUAACACGAGCGCGCGCUACACGACAAACUGUCCGCACUGCGACAAAACGUUCAACAGUUAUUAUCAAAGGAAUCGGCAUAUGUAUGACGAACACAACAUUUCCGCGGCAACUUAUAAAUGUAAUGUUUGCGAUAAGUCGUUUAUUUUAAAAUCCAAAUUGACCUCGCAUAUCAAGAAGGUGCAUCUGAUGGAGAGGAACCACAAGUGUCCCCUAUGCGAGCAGGGCUUCUUCAUCAAGCAGUCGCUAGACGAGCACAUGGUACGACAUAAUGGGGAGAGGGUGUUCAGUUGCACGGUGUGCCAUAAGGCGUACGCGAGAAAGAAGACGUUGCGAGAGCAUAUGCGGAUACAUAAUAAUGAUAGGCGGUUCAAAUGUGGUUUGUGUGGGCUGGCGUUUGUCCAGAAAUGUAGUAUGAAGAGUCAUAUGCUGUCGAAUCAUGGUAUUUCGCUGAUGGAGUUCGAAAAUGCCGCUAAAGCUAUCAGUGUUAAAGCUAAUUAAGGUUAUUUUGUGGAACAAGUAAUGGCAGUUAUAAGCAUAAAACAAGAGUUACAGAUAGAAAUACAAAAGGGGUAGAGAAAGAAGACAGAGAGAAGAAGAGAAAGAAGACCGAGAUAUGACGAGAACUAAGCCCGGGGUAAAAAGAAAAAUAAGACCGAGAUAAAAAGAGAAAGGAGACCGGGAUAUGAAGAGAAACAAUACAGAGAGGAAAAGAGAAAGAAGACGGAUAUGAGAAUAUAAAUAAUCCCGGGAUAAGAAGAGAUAGAAGACCGAGAUACGAAGAGAACUAAGCCCGAGAUACAAAGAGAAAGCAGACUGGGAUAAAAAGAGAAAGAAGAAUAGACAGAAGACGGUAGAAAGCAAAAAAAGGCAGAGAGUAGAGUCUAUGCGGUAAAACAUGUUUGGCGAUUAUGCGUAAGUCUAUAUGAACGUUCGCAAGAUGGUGACGUUCGAGCUAUAAUGAGUGGCCUUAUUAACAGAACUAAAAAAGCACUACCUCAAACCACAUGGUUCUCUUUUUCUCUCACUUUACAUCAUUUACACGAAUAAAGGUUCGUUGGAGUACGAAAUAAAUAAAUAAAUAAUGUUAGACAUUUGAUAAGCAUUAGAUAUGUUUUUAAAAACCAUUUCCGAUUAUUUAUUAGCCAAUAGAACCUAUAGAUAAAGUUAUUUUAAAUUCUGUUAGUUCAUAAUUUCCAGAACCCUCCAAAACGUUCCCCUAGUGUGUCUUAAUUCGAGAGCAAGAGGGACGGAGAGGCAUACCAGCGCCGCCAUCUACGAAAUAAACUGGGGGCAGAUACCACGUGGAAUUGGCACAGCAAAUCCUAAUCUGCGAUUCUAUCGUACGUCUGAAUUCGUUAACUGACGGUCAUUGACGUAUAAAAUUGAAUUUAAAUCCCGAUUCGACAGGCUUAGUAAUAAUUUGGCUGAUUGUAAAUACGGAAUUGUAUAAGUUAGAGAAUAUUAAGGAAUAAGUGCAAUAAUUUGUUUAGUUUAAGUACUGCUCUCUUGAGUAGGCAUUUCAUAGACACCAAAAUCGGUGUCAAAUCAAACGGAAAUCGUAUACUAUUUAAGCAAUCAUUAAAAGUUAUAGCAAUAUCUUUUCAUAUGUAACAUAAAUUUACACGCCUAAUUGUAAAUAUACUCAAGGACUGAUUAAAAAUCAUUUAUUUUCAUUUAUUUAAGAAAUAAGCAUAUAUGUUAUAGUUUCUUUAAGGUCUUGUGAUAUUUGGUUAAUUGUAGAUAUAAUAAAUAAUUUAUAUCACGAGUCUUUUAUUUGGUAGAAAUUGAUAUGACCUGGUUCGUCCUUUAUUGAAGAUAUGAGAAAAACCUGCCUAUGGUCUGCCUAUGGACAUUACACAGCUUGGCGUGAUAUCUUUUAAAGAUUACGCGUUUUGGCUAUAAUGGCAAAAUCUUAGA
Molecule: messenger RNA, 3216 nt
Organism: Pieris brassicae (large cabbage white)
Lineage: Eukaryota; Metazoa; Arthropoda; Insecta; Lepidoptera; Pieridae
Product: oocyte zinc finger protein XlCOF28-like
Exons: 5
Coding region: 217-1797 (526 amino acids)
Biological process (GO): regulation of transcription by RNA polymerase II
Cellular component (GO): nucleus; chromosome
Molecular function (GO): zinc ion binding; chromatin insulator sequence binding
Source: RefSeq, a predicted model, not a curated record